CUCAGGGGUCCCGGGCGGGUGGGCGGACUCCAUCCCCCUAGACCCUUCCGUUGUUUGACCCUAGCUUGGCCCCUACCCACACUCUGCCCCACUCACAUGUAUGUACCUUCCAGGCUGGUCUGGGCGGCAAGACACAGGGACCCAAAGCUUAGGUUUCCUAGGGGGUGAGGAAGAGCAGGUGAGGCAGGUGUGGAGAGGCAGCAGGUGUAGGCGUGUGUGACACUGGGCUAAGAGUGUGUCUGGAGUGGGAGGUGUUACGUGCGUGAGCACCUGUCAUUCUGUGUGUCUGUGUAUGUAUAUGUGCGCCUCCCACAGCUAGUUGCCAUGUGCCCUGAGCUUUGGUGACAGCUAGGGUGAGUGAGACUGCAUGAGGCAGUGCGUUUUCAUGGCCUGGCCAGAUGUUUCAGUGUGGUUGCUGAGGACCCUGCUGCACUCGUGAAGUUGUUUUGAUUGUGUGUCUGUUGCAUGUUCAACUGUGUGCUUUGAAUGAUUCUGUAUGAAGUGGCAUGUAACUACCAGAGUACAUCGAGGUGUCACUUUCUGUUGCUGUGUCUCUUUAUAAGCUUUCUAAGGCUUCUGGGAUGAGCAGUCAUUACAAGUAUGUUUGUGGUUGUGGGGCCGUGGGUUGUUUUAGCAUUUGGUACUGUCUGCUCCUGUGUGUGAUGCCUGCAGUGGGGGCUCUGAGAGUGUUAAUGGCAUCUCUGUUCUCGUUGCCUCUGUCUUUCUGCUGUUGUAAGGGUCUUUAGUGUCCCACACUAGUUCCCUCCAUUUUUCUGCAAAUAGUUCAAGGACAUAAGGGACCCUAGGGACCCACUACCCAAACAACCUGGCUUGACAGUGCGACCAGGGUCCUGCUAAAGUCAGCAGCAGAGACUCACUCUCAAAGCUGACGUCCUAGUCCCCUUCUGGAGUUCUGGAGAAGCACCCUAUGGUUCUAGCACGUGGCCCCUGUAGAGAGCCCUUGGUUAGUGCUGGGUCAGUUCCUACCCAACAGGAUUACUCAGACACCCCUUUAGAACUUCACCCAAGCCUCACUUCCUCGCUCUCCUUCAGAGCCAGGGUUAGAAGUCAUGGGCAGUAAGACUGCCCUCAUGCCCCCACCCCAAAUCACUUUGCAGCUCACUUUGGGAGGGUCUGUGAGACCAGGAACAUUACAUCUAUGUAUUUGUAGAGUCCUGAGCUUGAUAAGUAGAUUGUGUUUAUGCCAAUGACUUUGGAACCUUGGUAUAUUUCCAUAUAAGUGCUUUGUGCGUCUCAUUGUGCAGGCGCCCUAAGAACUAUAACCAAGAGAAGGAGGGAGGCUGUCUCUCCAGACUGAAACAAAGCCAGGCAAGUGGGCAAGACCAUGAUCCUUGCCCUUCCUUAAGUGGAAUCGGGGUUAGACGUGGGAACUCCAGAAGGGGACUAGGACGUCAGCUUUGAGAGUGAGUCUCUGCUGCUGACUUUAGCAGGACCGUGGUCGCACUGUCAAGACCCCCAGAAGGAAGAACAUUCACCAUGUGGAAUUGAGGGGCCCUGCUAUCCAGUGCUGUGUAUCCACCGGCAGCUUAGGUGGAUACCCUUAAAAGUAGUAAGGGUCCAUGAGCCCUGAUUCCCAGAUUGCGCGUCAGUUUGCUUCCUGCCCUGAUCCUCCUCUUAGCGACAUGAUCUCCUCCUUGCCGGGCUUCUUUAUUGGUUUAUUUUUAAUUAAUUUAUUGUGAGAUGGUCUUUUGCUAUGUAGUCCUGGCCUUGAACUCACAACAUAACUCAAGCUGGACCCAAACUUCAGCUCUCCUGCCUCAGCCUCCCAAUGUGUACCGGCAUGCCCUGCUUUCCUGCCUUCCUGCUGUACCGUCUGAUCAGUGUGGCAGGACUUGGCCUCGUGUCCCUUCCCUGUAAAAUAGGGAAUUCUAUGUCUGCAUCCUCCUGCCUGGCUGCUGACAGCCUCCCAAAGGAUAUAAGGAGGUCCAGCACCUAUAAUGACCAUCGGCAUCCUUGCAGUACAUUGCUCCGCACGUGACUCUAGAAGUGGAAAAAAAGGCUGCCAAGACCUCCCAUUUGUAUAGAGGGGCUUGCGACUGGAACGGGCUGAUUGGAUCCCCAGGGGGAGUCGUUGUCCACGGUGCUGAAGCACUCUCCAGCCUUCCCCUUCCCUAUGCAGGCAGGAUUCCUCAAUUGCAUUUGGGGUGGAGGAAGAAGCUGCAUCUCUGUCUUCAUCAUGUCUUGGUCCAUUAGCUUGGCAGCGCAGUGGCCUUAAAGUUAUGCCUCAGAGCAUCUUAGAUACACCCCGACUGUCCCAAUUUCUCCCAGCUGAAAACAGUUGGGAAAAACAGUUUCUUCGUCUGGAUCAGGUAGAUUGUGAUCCCUUCCCCCUUUCUUUGUUUCUUACUUGCUUAGUGGGGCAGCAAAGUAGGGAAAGGCUGCCAUCAGCGCUCAGCAGCGACCCCAUCUGGAAAGAGGCAGAGAAAGGGCAGUACAAACUGAGCGGGGAGUUGGGUCCUGACGGGAGCCUGGGUCCAGGAUCUCCUGAGUCUUGUUCCUUUGGCAGUUUCGUUCCUGGGUGUGGAGCGCCCCCUUGUGGCUAAAGAGCCCUCCAUACGAAGCUAAUUCCUCAGGAGCACUGUUGUUGCUAACGGGAUCAAGUUGACAGUGUGGGGGGUUGGGAAUAAGUGUCUCCGCUCCUAUCCCUCCCCCACACAGUGGACAAAAUUGGAUCAUACCUUUUCUAUGGCCUUCUCGGGAGUUUGAGGUGUUAGUGACGGAAGGAUUUACAUGUUUUGCUUUUUGUUUGUUUGGUUUUUUUUUUUUUUUUUGGUUUGUUUUGAGACGUGGUUUCUCUGUGUAACAACCCUAGCUGUUCUGGAACUAACUCUGUAGACCAGGCUGGCCUUGAACUCACAGAGAUUCGCCUGCCUCUGCCUCCUGAGUGCCGGGAUUAAAGGCGCGCGCCGCCACCGCCCGGCUUUACAUGGGGUUUUAACAACAGCAGUAAGUCUAGAAAGGGAUUUGGACAGAGAUCUAUGGAUGAGGGGACUUCUACUUGUUGCAUUUGUCUGGAAGCCAGCAUAUGAUGGUCGGGUUUUUAGAAGACUGGAAAGACAGCAGCAGACAUAGCUCUGAAAGGGCUGUUUAGCCAGGAGGCAGCACUGGGCACGCAGCACUGGGCACGCAGCACUGGGCACGCAGCACUGGGCACGCAGCACUGCCGCCUCCUCAACACACUAAUGCACUGUCCUCUUUCUCUUCCCUCCUGCUCUCUCCCAUCGGCCCAGGAAGUGUGGAGAGUUGCCAUGACAACUCUGUCCUCUCACCCCUGUAGCGUCCCUGUGCUAAUAUGGGAGGUGGGGGUGGGAGAAACAGCCAGAAGAGGGGUUGAAAUGGAGCAAUAAAAGAUAAGAUCUGCCUGGUCCACGUCUGUAAUCCCAGCGUUUGGGAAGAUAAGACAGAAGGAGUGCCAUGAGUUCGAGGUCAGUCUGAACCAUGUAGCAAGUGCCAGACAAGACCCGAUCUAAAAUAAAAGCAAAAAAAAACAAAAAAAAAAACAAAAAAAAAAAAACAAAAAAACUCGUACUUCAGUCAUCAGCUUUUCUUUCAAAAUCCGUGUGUGUCUGUUUUCCUUACCAGGAAUCCAGAAGACGUUUGGAGAGAAAGCUGUGAGCAGAGAACGCCCUGUCUCACUGCCACACCCCCAUCUUAAGAUCUUGGGGGUGGGGUACAGAGUGCUUUUGAUGACCUGGCCAAGGUGCUCUUGUGAAGCCAGCAACCUGCACGUGAGAGAGAGGCUCAGGGUCUGAGACUCCGGUCUGCCAGUCUUGCCCUCUUGCACCGCCCACUCCAAUGGGGGCGGCACCGCCCCUCAGUCAGGGACCUUGGGGGCGGAGCUUGGCCAAAGCGCUCCGAGCUGAGCCAUGAACCGCUGCCCCCGCAGGUGCCGGAGCCCGUUGGGGCAGGCAGCCCGAUCCCUCUACCAGCUGGUGACUGGGUCGCUGUCGCCAGACAGCGUGGAGGAUGAGUUUGAACUCUCCACCGUGUGUCACCGGCCUGAGGGGCUGGAGCAGCUGCAGGAACAAACCAAGUUCACUCGCAAAGAGUUGCAGGUCCUGUACCGAGGCUUCAAAAACGAAUGCCCCAGCGGCAUCGUCAAUGAGGAGAACUUCAAGCAGAUAUACUCUCAGUUCUUUCCCCAAGGAGACUCCAGCACCUAUGCUACUUUCCUCUUCAAUGCCUUUGACACCAACCAUGAUGGCUCUGUCAGUUUUGAGGACUUUGUGGCUGGUUUGUCGGUGAUCCUUCGGGGAACCAUAGACGAUAGACUGAACUGGGCCUUCAACUUAUAUGACCUCAACAAGGAUGGCUGUAUCACCAAGGAGGAAAUGCUUGACAUCAUGAAGUCUAUCUAUGACAUGAUGGGCAAGUACACAUACCCCGUCCUCCGGGAGGAGGCCCCAAGAGAGCACGUGGAGAGCUUCUUCCAGAAGAUGGACAGAAACAAGGAUGGAGUGGUCACCAUCGAGGAGUUCAUUGAGUCUUGUCAAAAGGACGAGAACAUCAUGAAGUCCAUGCAGCUCUUUGACAAUGUCAUCUAGCCCCCGGGGACAGGGGUUAGUGCAUCCUGGGGGUGACCAUGCUCUAGUCCUAGUUCAGGUGAACCUAACCCUUCUCUCCCAGGUCUCUCCUCAUUCUACCUGUACCCUGGGGGCUGUAGGGAUUCGAGGUCCUGGGGCUUCCGUAGUCCAGAUCCCCCAGAGCUAAGUGGCAGUCGUGGGCAAAGUCCAUCUGGGAGGGGGCGCUCCCCACUCCGGACGGCUCUCAUCCCCUUCUCACCAGACACCCAGUGCUGAGUACGCUGAGGCCAUCCCGGUGUAGGGACUGAGUGGUUCCUCACCUCCCGCCCCCACUCUAGCAACCACAUUAGACUGAAUGUCUCCUGCUAUGGUGCUUCCCCCAUCCCUGAUCUCAUAGACGCCCCUCUAAGAUUCCUUUCUCAGAGAACAUGCUCUGCCCAUGUCCCUGGCUGGCUUUGCAGCCUAGCCUUUGAGGGUCCUGUAAGAAGGGGGACAAGAAAGUAGAGCCAGUGAUUGGGUCCUAGGAAUUGGUUGGAGUGGAGAACAGAAAGCCUGGGCAGGUUACGAGAGCCCAAGUGGGGCUGCCACUGCCAGGUUCUAUGGGUCUAAUGGCCCCGGAUAGCAGAAUAUAAGUUCCCUGACUUCCCAGAAGGCCUUAUGUCCUUAGCAAUGUCCCAGAAAUUUACCAUAAACUUCCAGUGUCUUAGGAGAGCCUGGGAUCCAGAUAUCUGGUUCCUCCCGGAAUCCUCUCUAUCCUUCUUGCUUGUAUGAUGAGAGUGGUGGCCAGGGGAAGAUGAGUGGAAGGUGUCCCGGACGAUGCCUUCAAAGUCCCAUCCUGCCCUCCUGCCUGUCACCUGUUUUGAUGGCUUCAGUUUCAAUUUUCCAUGGCCUCUACAUUUAGAGGCGUGGAAUCAGGGAUUUUCCUGAAUUUGAGUCUUAACCACUCCUCCCAGUGGCUGCCUUAGGGGAACGGGAGGACAAAGGCAGGCACAUCUGAACCCAGUAUGGGGGCACUCAUUGGAAUGGGUUCCCAACCCUCCACAAUGCCCUAGGGUCCCUCUCCCCCUCUUUAGUCUACCCAGAGAUGCCCCUGAGCUCACCUAGAGGGCAGGGACCCUAGGAUCCAGGUCGGACCUUAUUGUCAGCACCCUGCCAUGCUGCUGCCCCUCCUAAUAUGCCGGCUUGUCUCAUUCCUCAUUCCUCACCUUCCCAGUCGGCUAGGGUCUGAGGGGAGGGGCCGCACAGAGCCCCUCCUGUCAGACAUUGUUGACUGCUUUGCAUUGUGGGCUCUUCUACAUAUUUUGUAAAAUAAGACACCAGAUCCAAUAAAACAACGGCUAUGCACAGCCUGCUGCCUCUGCUUCUUUGUCCCGCCCACCCCACAAAUGCCGUGGGAUCCAGAUGACAGGCCUACAGCCCUUCAAAACCCAAAAAGGUGCUCGCCUUUUCAAGUAUGGCCAUCCCUUGGCACAUACCCGAGACUCAGGAAAUCCAUCUGAACUUAGCCGCUGCAUGAAUCUCCUCCUGACCUGAGAACGAUGGAUACUGUCUGAAGAUAAUGUGUGCCAAGGAAUUUGGUUUUUUAUUUUCUUUUGCCA
Messenger RNA from Alexandromys fortis (reed vole), 6142 nucleotides. It is a transcript of the gene Kcnip2, whose product is annotated as potassium voltage-gated channel interacting protein 2. The record is from RefSeq and is a predicted model, not a curated record. Gene Ontology annotation, biological process: regulation of potassium ion transmembrane transport. Bases 3888 to 4565 code for a protein of 225 amino acids. The transcript is spliced from 8 exons. Lineage: Eukaryota; Metazoa; Chordata; Mammalia; Rodentia; Cricetidae. Gene Ontology annotation, cellular component: voltage-gated potassium channel complex. Gene Ontology annotation, molecular function: potassium channel regulator activity; calcium ion binding.